AUGGGAACUCAAAAUAAGAAAGGAAAUAAUGCACUAGCUAAUAAAAUGUCCGAUCUUGAGGCGGCGUAUAGGCAAAUAAGUGAAAGGGAUCAAUAUCUUAUAAAGAAUCGCCGCAUAGAUGAACGGGACGAGGAAAGAGAAAGGGACGUCAAUAAGCUGGAAGAGAAACUUAAAAUAGCUAGAACCGAUGCUGAAAAUGCGAAAAGAGAGCUCAAAAAUGAACUUGAAGGUCGUAGAAUUGUAGACCGGAAGUUAAAAACGUCAGAAAAAGACAACAAAGAGCUAAGAAAUAAACUAAGCAGUCUUAGGGUGAAACUGGGUGUUGCAAAUGCUAACUACAAUGUAGGUAGACAUGAGACGGAAGAAUUAAGAAAGAACCAUCAAGAAAAUCAAAUUCAAAUUGCAAGGUUGGAGGAACGACUGAUAGCAGCAAAUACUGAAAGGGAGAAAUUAAAACAUCCUGAUAACCCAGAUGGCAGCGAAGAGGUCCAAAGAAGGCUCGAUUCAGACAAGAAAGUGUCAAAGAAACUAAAAACAAAGAUUGAAAGACUAGAGAAUUUAAGAGAAGAGGAUUUACAAGUUAUAGAACGGAAAGAGGAAGAAAACAGAAUGAUGGCCGGAGAAAUUCAUAGAUGUCGCUUGGAAAUCGCAAAUUUGCAAAAUGCACUAGAAAUGGCGGAAUUGAGCAUUCAGAAUGAGAGAGCAAACAGAGAAAAGUUCGAGAGACAGAAUAUAGCUUUACGGCAAGACAAAGCCAACUUUGAUGCCCAGAUACAUCAAUUUAAAGUAAAACUAGGAAUAAGUCAGGCAACUAAAAACGUUAAUGUUAGACAAGCAGUUGAAUUACGUCGAAAAGAGGAUGAGCACCAGCAAGCAGUUCUAAAAUUAGAACAAAAACUUAAAAAAGCCAAUGCAGAAAUAGAAAGAUUGAACACACGAAAUGCAAUGACUGGAAAAACUGCAAACUCUAUGCAGGAACAUAAGGGCAGAGUAAGCAAAUUAAAACAUAAGUUUGGGCCGGCAUUUCUUACACCAAGGGGAACUGAAGGUACAGAAAUAAUCUCCGGCUGGUCCCCAAACAGGACAUCAUCAAGAGUUGAGAAGGACGGAUUGAGUUUAAAAAGUGUUGAAA
Messenger RNA from Ruditapes philippinarum (Manila clam), 1132 nucleotides. RefSeq names its product tropomyosin beta chain-like. The annotation marks the transcript as partial. NCBI's taxonomy places the organism in Eukaryota, Metazoa, Mollusca, Bivalvia, Venerida, Veneridae. The transcript has 7 exons. The record is from RefSeq and is a predicted model, not a curated record.